AUAAUUAUUAUUAACUCUGUUAAAAUUAUUUUAUUUUAUUUUAUUUUUUUAAAAAAUGUUAUUUCGUGAACUUAGUAAAACUGGUGUAAAAAUUCCCGCAAUUGGCAUGGGCACAUAUACUUACGGCUCAGCCGAUGAACAAGAAAAUAUUAAAGCAUUGAAUCGAGCAUUUGAUUUAGGAUGUACCUUUUGGGAUUCUGCUGAUAUUUAUGAUAAUGGAGCCAAUGAAAUCCUCCUUUCAAAAGUUCUUAAAGAUCGUCGUAAUGAAGUGUUUCUUUGUACAAAGUUUGGCAUCGUUCGAGGUCCAAAUGGCGAAUUUAGUGUAUCAGGUAAACCAGAAUACGUUCAUCAAUCUUGCGAAAACUCUUUAAAAAGAUUAGGAGUGGAUUAUAUCGAUCUUUAUUAUCAACAUCGUGUAGAUCCUAAUACACCCAUUGAAGAUACUGUUGGUGCUCUAGCAGAACUUGUUAAAGAAGGAAAAAUUAAAUAUAUUGGUCUUUCUGAAUGUUCUGCAGAAACUCUUCGACGUGCUUAUAAAGUUCAUCCUAUUGCCGCAGUUCAAAUUGAAUAUAGUCCUUGGACACUUGAUAUUGAAACAAAUGGAAUUAUGGAAGCUUGUCGUGAAUUAGGUGUCACUAUAAUAGCUUAUAGUCCACUUGGGCGCGGAUUUCUAACAGGAAGAUAUAAGUCUAUUGAUGAUUUUGAACCAAAUGAUUUUAGAAGAUUGAUUCCACGUUUUCAAGGUGAAAAUUUCAAUAAAAAUUUGGAAAUUGUACAUAAAUUUAAUGAAUUUGCAGAAAAGAAAGGCGUAACUCCAGGUCAACUUUGUUUAUCUUGGAUUCUAGCUCAGGGAGAUAACGUGAUUGUUAUUCCUGGCACAAGAAAAAUUAAACAUUUGGAAGAAAAUGUUGAAGCAGUAAAAGUUAAUCUUAGUUCUGAAGAAUUGGCUGAAAUAAGGCAAAUUAUUAAUUCUAUUGAAAUUAUUGGUAAUAGAUAUAAUGACUUUUUUAUGAAGUCUUUGGAUUUGUAAAAAAAAGCUACCUUCAAUAUAAACCUAUUUUUAACGAUGUAUUGCUACUUUACCAAUCGAUUGAAAUUAUAACAGAUAACAAUAACUUAUUUGUUAAUUAUAUCCAACUCUUAAAUAAAAUUCAAUAAACCAGAAAUAUUACAUGAAAUUU
This is a messenger RNA of Rhizophagus irregularis DAOM 181602=DAOM 197198, 1181 nucleotides long. RefSeq lists its product as uncharacterized. Lineage: Eukaryota; Fungi; Glomeromycota; Glomeromycetes; Glomerales; Glomeraceae. The record is from RefSeq and is a predicted model, not a curated record. Gene Ontology annotation, cellular component: cytoplasm.